Pistacia vera is the source of this 460-nucleotide messenger RNA. Its product is annotated as MYB-like transcription factor ETC1. NCBI's taxonomy places the organism in Eukaryota, Viridiplantae, Streptophyta, Magnoliopsida, Sapindales, Anacardiaceae. The transcript is spliced from 3 exons. Gene Ontology annotation, cellular component: nucleus. The coding region runs from base 189 to 416 and encodes 75 amino acids. The record is from RefSeq and is a predicted model, not a curated record. Gene Ontology annotation, molecular function: transcription cis-regulatory region binding. Gene Ontology annotation, biological process: cell differentiation.
UACCAUUCUUCCCAGAAGUGGAGUCACAUUUCGAGGAAUAUAUUUGUCUUUCUCAUUGUCAUCUUUCACAUACGCAUAAAAUUGUAUAUAAAUAACACCAGUUCACCAGCAAUUUCCCCAUAGUUUCUUCUAACUUGACCAGGUGAAGUUGUUUUAAGUCUCUCUCUCUACUCUUCCUUGUUCAGAAUAUGAGUGACAUGGAACACUCUUCUUCUGAUGAUGCUUCUGUGGACUCUAGUACAGACAACAACAGUCAAGAAUCUGAGCUUCAGUUCUCAGAUGAUGAAGAAACACUAAUUAUAAGGAUGUUCAAUUUAGUAGGAGAAAGAUGGUCUCUAAUUGCUGGAAGAAUCCCUGGAAGAACGGCUGAGGAGAUUGAGAAGUAUUGGAACACAAGAUACUCGACAAGCGAAUGAAUGAAGGAAUCAAUAAAUCAUAGGCUAACAAGCAAAAUGGAAAA